Molecule: messenger RNA, 3025 nt
Organism: Morone saxatilis (striped sea-bass)
Lineage: Eukaryota; Metazoa; Chordata; Actinopteri; Moronidae
Gene: man1a1
Product: mannosidase, alpha, class 1A, member 1
Biological process (GO): N-glycan processing; carbohydrate metabolic process
Cellular component (GO): extracellular exosome; Golgi membrane; endoplasmic reticulum
Molecular function (GO): mannosyl-oligosaccharide 1,2-alpha-mannosidase activity; calcium ion binding
Source: RefSeq, a predicted model, not a curated record
AUGAUCCAGAGCCCAAGUCUAUCUCUAAUCUUUCUAUCUGUUUCUCUUGCAGGCAGCAUAAAGGGAGCGACGAUAGUGGAUGCUCUGGACACCCUCUACAUCAUGGAAAUGUUUGAAGAUUUUGAUGCUGCUACUGACUGGGUAGAGAAGAACCUCGACUUCAGUGUGAACGCCGAAGUGUCUGUGUUUGAGGUGAACAUCCGGUUCGUUGGAGGUCUGCUGUCCGCCUACUACCUGUCUGGGAAAGAGGUAUUCCGUAGAAAGGCGGUGGAGCUGGGUGAAAAGCUGCUGCCAGCCUUCAAAACGCCCACCGGCAUCCCCUGGGGCCUGCUUAACCUCAAGAGUGGUAUUGGUCGAAACUGGCCAUGGGCAUCCGGUGGCAGCAGCAUCCUGGCAGAGUAUGGCACCCUGCAUUUAGAGUUCAUGCACCUCAGCAAACUCUCAGGAAAUCCGGAGUUUGCACAGAAGGUAAUGAACAUCCGGAAAGUACUAAAUCGCCUGGACAAACCCCAAGGGCUCUACCCCAACUACCUGAACCCCAACAGUGGCCAGUGGGGCCAACAUCACGUGACUGUGGGUGGCCUAGGUGACAGUUUCUAUGAGUACCUGCUGAAGGCCUGGCUGAUGUCUGACAGGACUGAUGAGGAAGGCAAGAAGAUGUACUAUGACGCCCUGCAGGCAAUAGAAACCAACCUGAUCAGGAAGUCUAGCGGUGGGUUUACCUACAUAGCGGAGUGGAAGGGGGGACUCCUGGAGCAUAAGAUGGGUCACCUGACCUGUUUCGCAGGGGGCAUGAUCGCUCUGGGGGCUGAUGGGGCGCCCAGCGACAAGACGGGCCACCAGAUGGAGCUGGCCGCCGAGAUCGCCCGGACCUGUCACGAGUCUUACGCCAGAACCGCUACGAAGCUGGGUCCGGAGGGCUUUCGUUUCGAUGGCGGGGUCGAAGCCAUCGCCACUCGCCAGAAUGAGAAAUACUUCAUCCUCCGUCCCGAGGUCAUAGAGACAUACAUGUACAUGUGGAGGUUCACCCACGACCCCAAAUACAGGGAGUGGGGCUGGGAGGCUGUUCAGGCCUUGGAGCAGUAUUGUAAAGUAGAAGGAGGCUACAGCGGCGUCCGAGACGUCUACGCUUCGAGUCCCAGCCACGACGAUGUGCAGCAGAGCUUCUACUUGGCCGAGACACUCAAGUAUCUCUACCUGCUGUUCUCUGACGACGACCACCUACCGUUCGACCACUGGGUCUUUAACACCGAGGCUCACCCUCUGCCCGUCAUCAAGAAGGACAAAACAGACAGACCCAACGAAGUGGAAUAGCGGACCCGCCCGCGCUGACACCUAAAAACAAGUGCGAGAACCUCUGAUCCUGUAUACCUGAGCCUCCAGCUGUCCAUUUGGAGUCACCAGUGGUUACAGAUGCCUCUUGAUCGGAUUUCACUUUUCAUUUCUAAUGGGAUCAAAAUAGAAUUCAAGCUCGCCGGCGCUGAAUUCUUGCUGUAGAAUCCAGUUUGUUUUUGUUUGUUUUUUUUUGCUUUAGUUUCAUUCAGCUCUGACCUGAACCAACAUAUUUACUGCCGGAUAACGGAACGACACCAACAAAUGUAGUGACAUCGUCAGAGAGGCGAUGAAAUAAUCUCUGAAGAUGUCAUUACGUUGAGCAGGUUUUUAUUUCUUUGAUUCAGAGGGACAGUCUGACCAGUCCUCACAUUAAUCGUCAGUGAUUUUGUUGUUAGUAGCUACAGCUGCGCUCUGCUGUGUUGUUGUUCGUGAAGGAGAAACAGUGACAGACCUGAUCCCGUCGUCUCUCUGAUGUUAUGAUGUUUUUUGGACCGGAGCUCUGGGCGGCAAACUCCAGGAGAAAAAAUAUAAAACUGUCGUCUGAGGAUUACAAGGCUGACUUAGUGAGCUAAAAGACGCUCCGUUCACUUCACACGCGUCGUUGUUUCCUUCUGCUGUACCGCUUCAGUAUCUGAAUAGAAACCGGUUUCCGUGCGCCAACGCUGGUGCCGCCACCGCCACCGAACUUCUGCAUCAUCUUCAGAGGACCAUUUGCUUUUAUAAAAAACCUGGUUGUCUCUGUGGGAGUAAAGGAAAGGCGCAGCACAACCCGAGCCUCUUUUUUAACCCCACAGUACUUUUAGACCUCUGCUCUGCCCCCCCUCAGUCCCCCGAACCCCCGACUGCUUCCCUUCCUCUUGAGUUUUGGUGUGACACAGGACGAGCAGCCACACCAGCUCUCUACCUGCCAGUAAUUCCACUUUCUCCCCACGACGUUUACACAUAAGCUCCCCUCUUCUUCUCCUUCUGCUGCUCAUCCUCACUUUGUUGCAUCUUUUCUGGCUUGUUGGAUUCUGGGUUUAUUUUUCUUUCUCACAUUUACACCGACAUUUCUGGGGUUUGACCGAUACAGGUGUUUGGGGUUUGCAGUUUUCCCCUCAGGAUCUUAUUUGGCGCCAGCUCAAUCUCAACGAUUACAGGGUUUUGAAAUCAAAUGAAAUCGUUGUUUGACUAAAAAACAAAAAGAAAGUCUCACCUCAAGGUCUACGUUUGUUGAGCUGUCAGCCACAUUUCACGGUCUUCCUCAGAGUGUUCUGUGCUGUAACGCAGCAUGGAGAUGAGUUCGGCUGUGAGAUGGAGUUAAAUGCUCUGUAAAAAGCAAGUAAGUGGACCUUGAGUUAGCUUUUUUAGUUAUUUACGUAUGUUUGGAGAAUCAGGAAUUAACUUUGACACUCAACGUUGUCCUAUAAAGAUCUUCAACAUCCAAAAAUUCAAUCUUAUUUCUUUCCUCCUCCUACAAAUGUUAACAUCCUUCAACAUUAGUAUGCAUAGAAACAGAAAUCUUGGACCCUUGUAGAUCCACUGAAGAGGACACUGAUUGAUCAUAUUCAUCUGCAAACCCUAUCUGUUUGUCUGUAUCUGUCCAACCCUCCGUCCUCCAGGUCCAGCGUACGGCCGGCUGUAGGAUUUUCCCUCCUCUAUGAGGAGACGCGGACACUCGAGUUUGCUGUAAUAUUUCACCUUCACACAC